This is a messenger RNA of Centropristis striata (black sea bass), 1461 nucleotides long. It is a transcript of the gene rabepk, whose product is annotated as Rab9 effector protein with kelch motifs. Lineage: Eukaryota; Metazoa; Chordata; Actinopteri; Perciformes; Serranidae. Gene Ontology annotation, molecular function: protein binding. The transcript has 8 exons. The coding region runs from base 240 to 1295 and encodes 351 amino acids. The record is from RefSeq and is a predicted model, not a curated record.
CUCAAAGCAGCCUGGCAACUACGUUUGGAACUUGUAUCGACCAACCAACGUAACAUUUGCGUACUGUUUUUGACGUAGAGUUGCACUAUGGCUGGGAGCUGUUUUUACAGCUCGGCUUUCUAUACGUAGCAAUAAUAACCACUGUCGCUGUAUGGACGUUAGAAAAUGGUGCUAAAGAAUACCGACUUCAGUUAAAUGACACGGAUCAUUUUCCCCUCUUGACAACCGGAAGAACAGCUAUGGAGUUUCUCCCAGUGCUUGACCCUUUAGAUAAACCCAAAGAAGGAAUAUGGUACUCUUUGAUUCCUAGAGGCGGUGCUCCAGGUGUUUGUGUGGGUCACACCUGCACAUUUAUCCCAUCUGAAGACGAAGGAAAGGGAAGAAUCUUUAUUGUUGGUGGAGCCAACCCCAGUGGCAGUUUCUCACAUUCUAAUAUCAUAAAUCUAGACAAUCAUGAAUGGGACAUCCCAGAGUGGGAGGGUUUGGAGUCACGAUAUGAACACUGCAGUUUCGUGCCAGAGAGCUGCCCUCAGAGCCUGUGGGUCUUUGGUGGGGCACAGCAGAGCGGCAAUCGGAAUUGUGUCCAGAAAAUUCAGCUAACAGACAGUGGGUCUUGCUGGAAGAAUGUAGCGGUGAAUGGCAAACCCCCCGGGCCCAGGACAUACCACACCAGCUCAGCAUGCCUAGGGGACAAACUGUACGUCUGUUUUGGUGGGGAAGCAGGAGCCGCACCUGUUUCAGAUCCCAAACUUCAUGUUUUUGAUACAGUGUCUUCCACCUGGUCCCAACCAGAAACACAAGGCAGAAACCUGCCAGCCAGACAUGGGCAUAUUGUUGUCACAGUGGGUUCGAAGAUCUACAUUCAUGGAGGCAUGGCUGGAGACAAAUUCCACAAUGAUAUGUUCUCUCUCAACACAAAAAGCAUGAAGUGGGAGAAAGUGCAGGCCAAAGGAGACAUCCCACCAGGAGUAGCAGCCCACUCAGCUGUGGUGCUGGGCAAGAACAUCUAUAUUUUUGGGGGGAUGACUGCAGAUGGAGCCAGUAACUCCAUGUACAGAUUCAACACUGACAAAAGUAGAUGGGUCCUCAUGAAGUUUGAAGGAGAUUUGCCACCCAACCGCCUAGACCACUCCAUGUGCUUAUUGCCCUGGAAGGUGUGUUGUGAGGGGAAUGGAGAUGAGGACCAGGCUAACAGCCCAGCAGCCUCAGAGACAAUAUUUCUGGCAUUUGCAUUUGGAGGAAUGGACACUCAGGGUGUCAUUUAUAAUGACUGUGUUGUGACUGUGGUGACAUGAUGGUGUAAUAUUCAUUUCCCAAGUUGUAAUAAAAGGUUUGUCAAGUACUACUUAAUAAUUUACUUUUAUUGAAAACUCUAGAACAGUUAAGGUCAGUAAGAUUUGUUGAAAUUGAAAAUAAAUGGGCUGUAAUGUUUAUCAUUUGAGCCACUGGUUAAUAUUAAGU